This is a messenger RNA of Dissoconium aciculare CBS 342.82, 1181 nucleotides long. RefSeq names its product ankyrin. NCBI's taxonomy places the organism in Eukaryota, Fungi, Ascomycota, Dothideomycetes, Mycosphaerellales, Dissoconiaceae. Bases 289 to 1137 code for a protein of 282 amino acids. Gene Ontology annotation, molecular function: protein binding. The record is from RefSeq and is a predicted model, not a curated record. The transcript has 2 exons.
GUGUCCCGCUGACGAAGCGCCCUGCGCACUGCCCACUACUGUAAUGAGAAACGAUGACAAUUUCCAAGGUUAUUACUCAACUGUCUGAAACAUGUCUAGCGUGUAAAGCACCACCUCUCCGGUCGUGCCGCCUCAUGCGAUGUCUGUCGCAUUUCACAUGAGUCUUCCCGGGGAUAUCCUCACCCGACGAGAGUUUGGUGAUGCUCGUAGAGGCAUAUGACAAUAUUGUCGCUGCUUCUGUAUGGCCUACACUUGUGAUACCGCCCGCUUGAUACCGUUGUUAUCGCGAUGCACUCAGCCGAUGUUCAUAUACCUCGAAGUCCGUUGCAUGACUCGAUAAGGAUCGACGAAGACGAUGGAGAUCUCAUAGAGGAAGAAGAAGACAUUCGCACGGCACUGCAACAUGCUGCCACCGAAGGCGACUUAGAUGCAGUCAUUGCAUUGCUGGAGGAAGGCGCUGAUCCUAAUGAGCCGCCUCAUGGUUGGCUACUGGAGGCCGGAGCCCAAGUCGAUGCCCCCGGAGGUGAAAACGGUGGGCGAAGUGCCCUGGCACUGGCAUGUGGCGCUGGUCAUUUCAAUAUUGUCCACGAACUCUUGGUUGCUGGUGCAGAUCCGAAUUCACCGGCGACCCGCUAUAGCGGCCGUACGCCUUUACAAGCUGCCUCUGAAGGAGGAUUUCUCUUCAUUGUUCAGCGACUCAUUGUGGAAGGUGCAGAUGUGAACGCUCCUCGCUCAAGACAUCGAGGUCGUACAGCGUUGGAAGCUGCCGUGGAAGGUCAACAUCCAAAGAUAAUCGACUUUCUAUUGAAUGUUGGCGCGGAGGUCAACCCGGAACCUAGCAAAUACACGGCCUUGACACCGCUGCAGGCUGCAGCAUUGAAUGGCGAUCCAGAACUAGUCGAAAGAAUACUUGCUGCCGGCGCCGACCCAAAUGUGGCAGGAAGUCAUUAUCACGGAGGCACCGCACUUCUGGCGGCCGCUGAGGCCGGUCAUACGGACGCGGUAGAAGCCCUUAUAAGUGCGGGUGCAGACAUAGAUCAAAGAUCAGGCCAUCAUGACUUUACCGCCAUGCAAGGGGCUUUCUUCAAAGGCAGAACCGACGUGAUGGCCCUCCUGUCACGCGUGCGCACCGUAUGACCAAGCUUUAGUCUUGAAACAAAGAUUUUCUACCGAAAGACAGA